UUCAGUCAGCACCUGAGGUACAGCACAACGUGCGUGAGGAACACGGAGGAGAGGGUCCUCCUUUGUAAUUGGCGGUCGGGCCGUGUCAAUAUCAGACAGCAGCCGUGUCCAUUGACGGGAUGCUCCACCCGGCUCAGCAGGCUGGAUCGGCACAUGGAGUCGCACACAGAGCUCAACAGAUCGCAGAGGAGACGGGCUAUACAGGAACUGAGGAGACGGCUGACCAUGGAGCGGCUGGCCGCGUUGAGGGCGUCCAACCCCGUCGUCCCGCUGACCACCCGUUUGGAUAUUGUGGAGGGGGAAACGAAGCAGGAAGACGAAGAGGAGAAGAAGAAGGUGAGCUGCAAAGAUUAUUCCUGCCACUGCCGAGCGUCGAUCCUGAGGCUGCGGAAAGCUUUGCAAGAGCGGGACGAGGCCCUGACCAAGAGAAGUGCGACCAACCAAUCCAUUAGAGAGGACAACCUGAGACUGACCUCUGAAUUUAAUAGAGCGAGGAAGAGGUACCAGCUACUGAAAAGGCAGAGUGUCAGGGCGAGAUCAGCAAAGGCCAGGUCAGCAAAGAGGUCCAGGUUUCAGACCGAGCCRUCUCCUCCUACGUCAGACACAGAACAAGAGGAGCUGCAGGAGGACCGAGUCGUGGGUUCAAGGGCCCAGACAGAGGAAGCCACGGCGCCCGGAUCUAGCAGCCAAAGUCCCUUCCCGGGCUCUGCUCUGA
Messenger RNA from Salvelinus sp. IW2-2015, 715 nucleotides. NCBI's taxonomy places the organism in Eukaryota, Metazoa, Chordata, Actinopteri, Salmoniformes, Salmonidae. The record is from RefSeq and is a predicted model, not a curated record.